AUGUCUUCGUCUGCAAUUUACAUACUUGAUCUCAAAGGAAAGGUGAUCAUCUCAAGAAACUAUCGUGGUGAUGUGGAUAUGAGUGUUAUCGAUAAGUUUAUGCCGUUGCUAAUGGAACGAGAAGAGGACGGGCGACAGAGUCCGAUAUUGGACCAUCAAGAUGCAACGUUCAUCUACAUCAAACACUCGAAUUUGUACUUCGUCUCAACGUCAAGAAAGAAUGUCAACGUCGCAUUGGUGUUAUCGUUUUUGUACAGAUGUGUGGAUGUGUUCGGUGAUUAUUUCAAGGAUGUUGAGGAGGAAUCAGUACGUGAUAAUUUUGUGAUUAUUUAUGAAUUAUUGGAUGAAAUGAUGGAUUUUGGCUAUCCGCAGACGACCGAGGGAAAGAUUCUUCAAGAAUUCAUCACUCAAGAAGGACACAAACUCGAAGUUGCCCCACGUCCACCGAUGGCCGUCACAAAUGCGGUCUCGUGGAGAUCUGAGGGUAUCAAAUAUCGCAAAAAUGAAGUGUUUUUGGAUGUGAUCGAGUCUGUGAAUAUGUUGGCGAAUGCAAAUGGUAACGUGCUACAAAGUGAAAUAGUCGGGAGUGUUAAAAUGCGAGUAUAUUUAACGGGUAUGCCAGAGCUGAGAUUGGGUCUCAACGAUAAGGUGCUCUUCGAGAGUAGUGGAAGUUAG
Molecule: messenger RNA, 675 nt
Organism: Anisakis simplex (herring worm)
Lineage: Eukaryota; Metazoa; Nematoda; Chromadorea; Rhabditida; Anisakidae
Source: the annotation of a GenBank genome assembly